This is a messenger RNA of Myotis davidii, 1391 nucleotides long. RefSeq names its product regulator of G-protein signaling 1 (gene RGS1). The transcript has 5 exons. The coding region runs from base 118 to 756 and encodes 212 amino acids. NCBI's taxonomy places the organism in Eukaryota, Metazoa, Chordata, Mammalia, Chiroptera, Vespertilionidae. The record is from RefSeq and is a predicted model, not a curated record.
AGGAACUUGCAGUGUCUGUGGUAACGCGGCCUGAUAAACAGACUGGCUGAGCAGCACGAGCCCGCCCGCCUGCGCUAUAUAAAGCAGCGGGGCUGUGGGCGAGCAGACAGUCGCCCCAUGAGGACCAUGCGAGGAGCAGCCAUCCCCGCGCCCAGGUUGCACAAAAUGCCCGGAAUGCUCUUCUCCGCUCCCCCGAAGGAGCUGCAAGGCACAGAUCAUUCGCUGCUGGAUGACAAGACGCAGAAAAGGAGGCCCAAGACCUUCGGAAUGGACGUGAAGGCAUACCUGAGAUCCAUGAUCCCACAUAUGGAAUCUGGGAUGAAACCGUCCAGGUCCAAGGACAUGCUCUCUGCUCAUGAAGUGCUGCAGUGGUCUCAAUCUCUGGAGAAACUUCUUGCCAACCGAGCUGGUCAAGACGUUUUCGGCAGUUUCCUAAAGUCUGAGUUCAGUGAGGAGAACAUUGAGUUCUGGUUGGCUUGCGAGGACUACAAAAGAACCGAGUCUGAUCUCCUGCAUGGCAAGGCAGAGAAAAUAUACAAAGCCUUUGUGCAUUCAGACGCUGCUAAACAAAUCAAUAUUGACUUUCACACUCGAGAAUCUACAGCCAAGAAGAUCAAAGCUCCGACCCCCACGUGUUUCGACGAAGCGCAGAAAAUCGUAUACACCCUUAUGGAGAAGGACUCGUACCCCAGGUUCCUCAAGUCGAAUAUAUACUUAAAUCUUCUCAAUGACCUUCAAGCGAAUAGUCUAAAGUGACCAUUUCCCGGCUGGAGGGAAUUAUAGAUGGUAUCGAGUACCCAGAAGGAAUGUUCCCGGAUGGCUCCCUGGGUGAGCACCUUGGCCUUCGGGGGUGACUGGACAGGCCCGGGGAGAGGCGAAAGCACUCACAAUGGAUUAACGUGGACGCUAUCCAGACGUGGGGCUGAAGAAGGUCCGGGUGGAAAAUGAGAGCCAGUGGAAGGAAGGAGGCACUUUGGUACUGUCGUGACAUAGACUGACUUACGGACUAGAAAACUCCUCAGAACUGACCGGGCUGGGUCAUCCCAGCUACACAGAAACUGUGAACAAAGGUUGGAAACUGAUUAAGACAUGCUAUCAGCUUCAAGGUCAACGGAUUUCUAUGCUGCAUAUUAUUCUACAGAGACUGUCUUGAGCUGCUGAAAUCUCUUUCAUUCGGAUGACUUUUGAGAUCACCAUUGACACAAAGUGGUGUUAGUGUUGUCUUGUUGUGCGAUUGCUUUGGGCUUGAAAGGGAUGAAGAAAAGGACGAUGUAUUUAAUUUAAGCUAUUGCUCUUAAAACUGGGAAGUCAGGAUAUAUUUGUUAAUUAAAUUAUCAGUGUCCAUAAUAAACGUGUUUUCUAUUAAAAUACAUACAAGUGGUUCCUUUUUU